GCGAUCAACCAAAUACUGCCACCAUGGCCAUGAAGCUAACUCCGACAACCAAGAAGGUCUUGGUCGAUGUGUCCAUAUUUGCGUUAUCGCAAGUGGUGCUAUACUUUGGCGUCAAAUGGGUCCUUUCUUCACUGGAUCCUUUCAAGAAGAAGAAGGAGGAGGCAAAGGCAAAGAGCAACCGAGUGCUUGGGAAGCUGGGUAUCCGCGACCUUAAGUUGACAGAACAUGAGGAAAUUAUUGCCGCAGAAGUUGUAUACCCUGAAGACAUACCUGUCCGCUUCACAGAUAUUGGCGGAUUGGAUAAUAUUGUCAAGUCAUUGAAGGAGUCCGUAAUCUACCCAUUAUGUUAUCCACAGCUGUUCAGUUCGGCAUCAGGGUUACUGGGAGCCCCGAAAGGAGUGUUGCUCCACGGACCACCAGGGUGUGGCAAGACAAUGCUAGCCAAGGCGCUUGCAAAGGAGUCAGGGGCAACAUUUAUCAACCUUCACGUAUCUACCUUGAUGGAGAAAUGGUUUGGCGAAUCGCAAAAGCUGGUGUCAGCAGUUUUCACACUUGCUCAUAAACUGCAACCGUGCAUCAUUUUCAUUGAUGAGAUUGACUCAUUCCUGCGGGAACGGAAGAGCCAAGAUCACGAAGUGACAGCGAUGAUGAAGGCAGAGUUUAUGACGUUAUGGGACGGUCUUGCCACGGGAGACAUGCGUGUGUUGGUCCUAGGGGCAACAAAUAGACCGGGUGACAUUGAUCAAGCGAUUCUUAGAAGGAUGCCAAAACGCUUUGAAAUCAAACUACCUGACGCAGAGCAGCGUAAACGAGUUCUCAGUCUGCUUUUGCGUGGAGCCAAUCUGGAACCUGGCUUUGACUUGAGAGAGUUGGUUAUUAGAACAGCGGGAUAUUCUGGAAGUGAUCUAAAAGAGCUAUGUCGAAAUGCAGCAAUGAUGCCUGUUCGGGAAGCAAUUCGAGAGUAUGAUGGAAUGUUACAUGAGGUGGACAUUAGUGAGGUACAUAUUCGACCACUGAAGAUUGAUGAUUUCUUUACUUUGAAUGGCAUGCAUGUUGGGGAUGGAACAUUAGCAGAAGUUGUUGACCUGGAUUGAUAGCUUAUUGUACUGGUUUUGGUGUCCUCUAGUUGUUGGCUCAUACUUCUCCUUUACUUAUAUAGAAUGAUUUGUAUAGUAAUGUUUAUUUUCAUGCUUUGAAAAACAUGCUCAAUUUGAUGUUUUCGCCUGA
Spizellomyces punctatus DAOM BR117 is the source of this 1227-nucleotide messenger RNA. RefSeq lists its product as uncharacterized. Gene Ontology annotation, cellular component: mitochondrial outer membrane. The record is from RefSeq and is a predicted model, not a curated record. The coding region runs from base 24 to 1094 and encodes 356 amino acids. NCBI's taxonomy places the organism in Eukaryota, Fungi, Chytridiomycota, Chytridiomycetes, Spizellomycetales, Spizellomycetaceae. Gene Ontology annotation, molecular function: ATP hydrolysis activity; ATP binding. The transcript is spliced from 11 exons.